UGGGUUCCAACUACAAGGAACAUGUGAGUAUAAUCAUCAUUCCAUGUUACCAGUGACCAGGAUACCAGCCACUCUGGUUUUCUUGUUCACGUUGGUCCAUAUUCAUGCUCGACAUACUACAAUACUCCCGGGUGUUCCAGACUUGUCCGAUACCAAGAUGUCGUACAAAUACAUUGAUAAGUUAAGUCUAUCGAACGACCAUAGACGAGAGAUUCAGGAGAUACUGCAGGGCUUUGACGCCCAGAAUGAAAAGCUGCUAGCAGAGUACCAGGCAGAGAAAUACAGACCGUUCACCAUCGAUGAGAGGAUUUCCGAGGCCCAAGUUCUACUGCUGACCAAUCUGCCUGCUACGGCCACGUUACUUGAAGAUACGCUUAGCUUCCCAGAAAUAUCUACUGAGCAGCAAGUGAAGUGUUAUCACUUGAAGUACCAAGUUUACAUGUCCAUUGGGCCACUUAGCAAAGGCCUGGAGGCUGCUCAACAAGAAUAUAAAGCAGCAAAGUCUACACCAUUGGGUGCUAGCAACCUGCCAACACCAAAGGAGGGUUCCCCAGGGAUCCAUGCUGGGCACUCUGAUUCAUCAUUGAGGGAGAUGCACUUUCAGGCGGCGUUGGACAUGGGGAAUGCUCACCGUUUCCUCGGCAACUUGCAGGAUGCCAAGACGUAUCUUGACGAGGCUGAGAUGUUGGCCGUCGAGAUGGGCGACGUGGACAAGAUCACCACGACAACCAUCCAUCACGGGGAUUGGAUUCUUGGGAGUGGACAUCUGAAGGAGGCUAUUGCCAAGGUUUUCCAGCCGCUGUUGAAACGGAAUAUGAGCGACAAGAAUAAGGGGCUAAUGUUACAGUCAUUUGGAAAUGCUUGUAGGGCUUCAGCAGACUUCGGAACAGCUAAAGAGUACUUGAGAGAAGCCAUCGCUAUCGCCGAGCGACUUGAAGAUCAUGUUGCCGUGGCAGAUCGCCAUGGGGACUUGGGAACCAUUUUUCGGUCGGAGGGGCGGUUCGCUGAUGCCCUUAUCCAUCAGAAAAAGCAGUUUGUGUUUGCAAAAAAAAGAGGUGACCAGGCAGCUUUAGUGGUAUCCUGCUUCAACAUUGGCUUCACUCAUUACUCCAUGAGCCCACCGGACUACAACUCAGCCUUGGUCUACCACACAGUACUUGGAGCUCUUUGGACAGGAUUGGAAAUGUUGAUAACUGUGAAGGACCCUCUUACAUCAUACCUGUUCUUCUUUCCUAGGUGA
Messenger RNA from Asterias rubens (European starfish), 1240 nucleotides. RefSeq lists its product as uncharacterized. Gene Ontology annotation, molecular function: protein binding. Bases 44 to 1240 code for a protein of 398 amino acids. NCBI's taxonomy places the organism in Eukaryota, Metazoa, Echinodermata, Asteroidea, Forcipulatida, Asteriidae. The record is from RefSeq and is a predicted model, not a curated record. The transcript is spliced from 6 exons.